Molecule: messenger RNA, 759 nt
Organism: Hordeum vulgare subsp. vulgare (domesticated barley)
Lineage: Eukaryota; Viridiplantae; Streptophyta; Magnoliopsida; Poales; Poaceae
Exons: 3
Coding region: 93-584 (163 amino acids)
Source: RefSeq, a predicted model, not a curated record
AAAAAUCCUCAAACUUAUCUCAUCUCCGCCGCCACCCAACCAAUUCCCCAUCUUCUUCGGGAUCUCCUCCGCCUCCACUCACAACCUCCCUCAUGUACCUCCUUAAUUUCCACGCCGAACCAGUCCUCCCGCAGCCAUCCUCUGCUUCCUUCGCAGCUAGCGCAACCUUCUCCUCCUUGCCUUUCCCAAGCCCAAAGGAGAGCAACUCCUUCAUGUCCCGCCUUGCUCCGAUGGCCGGCGACCAGCCAAACAGCAACAUCCCCGAGCAUGGAUCUCUCAUCUCUCUGGUUCUCUGUUGUUCGCAUGGAAUUGGAGCAGCCAUGGCGCUGUGCGCCCACGCUGGUGCCCGAGGCAAGCCAAGUCGCACGAGCUUGCCUCCUCACGCCAAAGCCUCCUACCUCAUCGGAGCACCGCAGCGUCGCCAUUGCAGCCCGGAGCACACCGUCAACCACCCCGAUGCCAUUGGGAACGGGACGGUCACCCUCGAAUCCAGUCCUCACGCCCGUCUCCGACCCCGACCGUGUGGACUCCUGUCACCGCGCUGUAGUCCCGAACGUUGGCGCCCUAUUGUUUCCCCGCCAUGAGAAUCUUCCCCCCUCGAUCUGAACUUCAAUUCUUUCCUAGAUCCAUUUUGCCAUGUUGAUGUUAUAUUGUCACUGCUGUUAUCCUCCACAAGCAGUCUAUUAGCCGAGAUGGUUACCGCAACAGUGCUACAUCCUGAAGGUCUUGAGAUCAAAUCUUCAUAACUUUGUUUUUUUA